This is a messenger RNA of Paramacrobiotus metropolitanus, 1709 nucleotides long. RefSeq lists its product as uncharacterized. NCBI's taxonomy places the organism in Eukaryota, Metazoa, Tardigrada, Eutardigrada, Parachela, Macrobiotidae. The coding region runs from base 235 to 813 and encodes 192 amino acids. The transcript is spliced from 2 exons. The record is from RefSeq and is a predicted model, not a curated record.
UCCUACCGGCUAAGGGAUCCACGAUAAACACUAUAUAUGGCUAGACAUUCGGCUUUGUAGUUACUCGGUACAAAGUUUUCAGCGAAGCAGUGGAAAACUCUCAGUGGAAUUAUUUUUGGAAGUCCUUCUCGCUCCUUAUUUUACACUGAUAGUUUAAUCUAUUUCAACAACGCAUGCGCAGUAAAUAUAGGCUGCGUAGUUUCAUUAACGACACCUUAUCUGUACACUGCAAAAAUGGUAAUACCAACAGCUCCAUGGAUUUCACGGAUGACCUUUCUGGGAGCCCUGGUGAUGUGCGUAACAUAUCAAGUCAGUCCUGCCCUCGGUCAGCUGGAAAUGGAUUACGACGGUGACCUCGCGCGGGACGAAGAAGCACGGGAAUUCAUGAUACCCCAUCCGCGUCUAGGCCGCUACAUGGAUUACGCUGUUCUGAAGUUUCUGGCCAAUUACUUGAAAGACAGUUACGCGCUUAAUGAUAUGGUCCCCGCUGAGGUCAAAAUGGAGCCGCCUCCCGAUGUGCUGCUGCAGCGCGAACUAAGGGAUAUGAAGGGCAAAGGCUACGGCAUUCCCAUUCCUCGUGUGGGGAAGCGAUCAGCCACGGAAACUGUCGAUCUUCCGCCGGCUAGGUCGGAAAGUAACGCCGAUGUGCGCAAUAUUCUGGCCGCUCUGCAUCAGCUGGAUCAUAAGCGGACGCAACGACAGCAGCCAUCUGUGCGAUCCAUCGGAUCGCUGUUUAAGCCACGGGUGGGACGUGGCAGUUUAGCUCCUCAUAAGUACAAGGCCAACUGGGCACCGGUGCCUCGCGUGGGAUAAAGCGCAGCGCUAUGGCUGCUUCAUUCCCCUCUUUCAUUUUUUCACCGUCGCUAUGCGCAACUGAUUUUAAUUUAAUGUGACCCUUUAACCGUUGUUUCGGAAUAUUAAUUAUAAUUACAGGUAAUUCGAUAAUUUUACCUACUGUGAAUGGGCUUAAAAAAGCGGGGCUACGCGUUUUAUUUGACUGGUUUCCGUUUAAUUCUUGGUUUAUGAUUAAGUAGUAUGUCUACUGACUAUGAUCAUGAAAGUUUUUCUGCACGUUGUAAAUAAUCGUGUUAACAGGAUUCUGCUACAACGAUUGAUUCUGAUUAAGUUGCUGUACCAUUAGAUCGAAACUACUCAGUAUUGUGCAGAGCGAGCUUCCGAGAAGCUGAUACUGCUCAAAUUGUGCACGGCCUACCGGCUGCACUGACCUUUAGGUCAUGUUGAGCUUGAGCAGUGAUAGAGAUGAUAGCAAGUGGCAAAUGCAUGGAGCAGAUUAUUUUCUGUUUGGGCAUGAUAUCGAUACAAUUAACAUUGAAGACGUUUUGUUACAUUUCGGAGUCGCAAUAUCAAAACCUAAACUAAAACUUUCUGCAUGCUGCACGGCGAAGACAUUUAUAAUCUGCACCUGAUUUGUAGACAGCUAUUCAGUUUGGACGUGCAUUAAAUAAUCAUGUGACCGCUUGUAAUGUGUACUUAUUGUUUACACUUUAAAGUACUCUUCACACACAUUACUGCUAGAAUUUUUCCAGUUUUAUGUAAUAAAUUCGCCGCAUUAAUUGUGGGGUUCUAGAAACGUGCAGUACCGUAGGUCCGGCGUAGGACACGAAUUAGCCGACUUAUUUAAGACCCGAUUGAACAAGCCCAUAGACUAUAAACCAAUAUAUAAGAAAUAAGCCUUAUCCUUAUGCAGG